Passer montanus (Eurasian tree sparrow) is the source of this 521-nucleotide messenger RNA. Its product is annotated as elongation factor 1-alpha 1-like. The annotation marks the transcript as partial. Gene Ontology annotation, biological process: translational elongation; translation. The transcript has a single exon. Gene Ontology annotation, molecular function: translation elongation factor activity; GTPase activity; GTP binding. The record is from RefSeq and is a predicted model, not a curated record. Lineage: Eukaryota; Metazoa; Chordata; Aves; Passeriformes; Passeridae.
CACAGGUGUCGUGAAAACUACCCCUAAAAGCCAAAAUGGGAAAGGAAAAGACUCAUAUCAACAUUGUCGUCAUUGGACACGUAGAUUCGGGCAAGUCCACCACUACUGGCCAUCUGAUCUAUAAAUGCGGUGGCAUCGACAAAAGAACCAUUGAAAAAUUUGAGAAGGAGGCUGCUGAGAUGGGAAAGGGCUCCUUCAAGUAUGCCUGGGUCUUGGAUAAACUGAAAGCUGAGCGUGAACGUGGUAUCACCAUUGAUAUCUCCUUGUGGAAAUUUGAGACCAGCAAGUACUAUGUGACUAUCAUUGAUGCCCCAGGACACAGAGACUUUAUCAAAAACAUGAUUACAGGGACAUCUCAGGCUGACUGUGCUGUCCUGAUUGUUGCUGCUGGUGUUGGUGAAUUUGAAGCUGGUAUCUCCAAGAAUGGGCAGACCCGAGAGCAUGCCCUUCUGGCUUACACACUGGGUGUGAAACAACUAAUUGUCGGUGUUAACAAAAUGGAUUCCACUGAGCCACCCUAC